Messenger RNA from Striga asiatica, 1862 nucleotides. NCBI's taxonomy places the organism in Eukaryota, Viridiplantae, Streptophyta, Magnoliopsida, Lamiales, Orobanchaceae. The record is from the annotation of a GenBank genome assembly.
AAACAGCAACUUAAAUUUUAACAGCAGAGAAUGAACAGGAAGAAAAUAAACUAGCUACACCAAUAAUUUCCUGGACCUUGAUAUGAUGAAUGUAUCGUUAUGAACAGAAUGAUUUUAUAUUCAAUUUAUCCCUUCACAUUUUCGUGACCUAUCAACCAAUUUACAGCUAAUCAUCCUAAUCUUCAUUGAUCAACUAUCAUUUGAGUUAUCCUCACUCUUCGUCUUUCAAAUCGUUUGAGUUUCGGCCAGGAGUUCGAGGAAAAAAGUGAUGGGGGUGGAGAGAUAAAAGGGAUUUUCCCUGUAAUGGGGUCUUGUUUAAAGUAUUGACCUUCAAGUGUUUGUGAAAAGGUCGCUGUGAACCCGGAAGCAUGCCACGGGUCGACAGACUAAGCGCCUUGCCUGAUAACAUCAUCAGUCGCAUUCUCUCGUUUCUCCCGAUCAAGAUCUCCGUGUCGACCAGCAUCCUCUCUACAAGAUGGAGGUUCAUGUGGGCCCACUUCCCCAAUCUUGAUUUCGACAGCAUAAAUCAUUAUAAUGAGACGAGAUUCUGGAACAUCAUCGACACUGUUAUGUCUAAUCCUAGACUGCAGAGCAUAAACACUUUAUGUUUCCAUUGCAGCUAUUUUCAUGCAAACGAGAACAAAGUCGAGAAGUGGUUCGCCGGUCGGAAUAUCAACAAUCUCAUUCUCUGCCCCAGGCCCCAUUCGCCUGCUUUGCCUCAAGCCAUCUUCACAUGCAAAACCCUUGUUGAGUUGACUCUCAUACAUUGUGCAUUGCCAAGUUUUAGUGGUGAGGACAUAUCUUUCCGUCGCCUCAAGAAGCUUCAUCUCUUGAUUUUUAGAUCUGCAACUGCUGAAAACCUUCCUAAACUGCUUUCUUACUGCCCGGUGCUUCAUGAUUUUUACAUUUCUGGAUGUUUUGUUGACGAUUGUUAUAUCUCUUCGGCCACAAUAGAAAGGCUCGAGUUCUCUUCUUCUCUGCUGUCACUUGCAAGCAGUCGUGAGGUGGGAAUAAAUGCUCCUGCACUUGAGUAUCUAAAGCUACACCUUUGGACAACCUCUCAUGUAUCAACUUGUGCACUGACUUCCUUAAUUGAGGCUGACAUUUCCAUUUUUUAUCGUUCUCGUAAUGUGGACGAGCCCUAUCGUCUUUCAGUGUUGGAUUUUGUCAAUCGCCUCUGCAAAGUGAAGAGGCUAAAACUGUCAAUUAAUGUGCCGUUGCCUUGCAGGAUAAGAUCAAUUCCAAUGUUUGAUAAUUGUACCCGGCUUGAGUUGGAUUCCGAUUUGCGUUUUCUCAUGAAAUUCUUGGAGAGGGCUGACAAUCUUGAAAUUCUAGUCAUCUUUAGGGUGAUUUCGAAGAACAAAAUCUGGGAGGAGCCCGAACAAGUGCCAAGAUGCCUGUUAUCUCGUCUAGCAAUGGUAAGAAUUAAUGGAUUUAAUUGCAGGAAGCCCGAGUUUAGCGUGGUGAGGUAUUUUUUAAAGAAUGCCCAAGUUUUGAGAAGGAUGGAAGUACACACGACGACCAAUGGGAUUGAUUUGGGCUUGGCGAAAAAGCUCAAUGCGCUCCAAAAGAUUGCAUUGUUUAAACGAGGAUCAAAGGAAUGCGAGCUUGCCUUUUCAUGAGGGAUGUUGUACUAAUGUGUUCAAUAUUCAACCAAACAAAACUUAUUUUGUUAGCUUUAUAAGUUUUUCGUAUACUUAUUAUAAGCUUUCCUUAGUAGCUUUUUAAAAAAGCUAGUUAGAAAAUCUCAUUUUUCGAAAGAGGCUCGACAACGUGUCAGGUUGCCUUCUCUUGACUGGAAAUGUUUUUUGAUUUGACAGUGGCCAUAAGUUACAAGUCUUAAUGCAUGUUAUUCAAGUGAA